This is a messenger RNA of Drosophila navojoa, 615 nucleotides long. RefSeq lists its product as uncharacterized. The record is from RefSeq and is a predicted model, not a curated record. Lineage: Eukaryota; Metazoa; Arthropoda; Insecta; Diptera; Drosophilidae.
UUACACUCUCAACAGGAAUACAAUACAAAGACUGCCUCAUGCCACGCCAUCCACUACUACCAGCCACAUUCGCAUUCGCAUUCGCAUCAACAUCAGCAUCAGCGUAUCAACAACAAUUGCAGCAAUUGCUGCAGCAACAGCAACGGCAGCAGCAACUGUUGCUGCAACAGCUCCAUCGCCAGCCACAAGAAACUGCAGCAACAACAACAGCAGCAGCAGCAGCAACAACAACAGCAGCAGCAGCAGAAGCCGAAACAUCGAUACGGUCACACUGGCCGCAGUCGCUACAGCUACAAAUACGAUGCCGUCGAGGAGUGCUGCCGUCCGAUCUUCCACGAGCAAUACGGCUCCUUCGCGGACAUGUUGUGAGUGGGCAUCAGGAGGUGCGCGGCAAGGCGGAACACACGGUACCUACAGCAGACAAACUACAAAGUGUUAUACUAUACGGAGGAGCGCGAGCAGGAGGAGGGACGCGGAAUGGAGAGAAUGGAGAGGGAGCAGGAGCUGGAGUUGGAGCUGGAGCAGGAGACGGAUACAGAUACGGAUUGAGCAGUUGAAGAUGUUGAAUGUUAGCUGGUUAUAUAGGUAGUUUCUUCAUUUACACACACACACACA